This is a messenger RNA of Chelonoidis abingdonii (Abingdon island giant tortoise), 2544 nucleotides long. The record is from RefSeq and is a predicted model, not a curated record. Lineage: Eukaryota; Metazoa; Chordata; Testudines; Testudinidae.
AUGCCACGUGAGACUAAGGAGCAAAAUUCUCAUCAAGAAGAUGCCAAGCAAGUAGAAUCACAUGGAGCAUUAUCGCAAAGAUCAGAAGGGAAUGAGUCCACAAUUCAUGAGCAGGGAAAAUCCUGCGAGAUUCAGCACAGACCAGAGAGAGAGCAAGGAAACCAGGCAGGGGAGAAAGCGGAUACAUUAAUUUCCUGUCGGGGAACUCAGAAGGACCUCAUGGAAACUACAGCCCAGCAGGAAAUCCCCAGGGGAAAGAGAGAAAAUACAUGCGCUGAGUGCGGGAAAACCUUUAGUCAUGGCUCAUCUCUUAUUAGACAUCAGAGAAUCCACACAGGUGAGAAGCCGUAUGAGUGCAGCGAGUGCGGGAAAACCUUCACUCAGAACUCAAAUCUCACUAGUCAUCGGAGGAUCCACACUGGGGAGAAACCCUACGAAUGUGGCGAGUGUGGGAAAAGAUUCACUCAGAGCUCAGAACUUACAACACAUCACAGAAUCCACACGGGUGAGAGACCCUAUGAAUGCGGCGCAUGCGGGAAAACCUUCGCUCGCAGCUCAGACCUGACUACACAUCAGAGAAUCCACACGGGAGAGAAACCUUAUGAAUGCGGUGAGUGCGGGAAACGAUUCACUCAGAGCUCAGAACUUACAACGCAUCACAGAAGCCACACGGGUGAGAGACCCUAUGAAUGCGGCGAGUGCGGGAAAAGCUUCGCUCGGAGCUCAGACCUGACUACGCAUCAGAGAAUCCACACAAGAGAGAGACCCUGUGAAUGCGGCGAGUGUGGGACAAACUUCAGUGGCAGCUCGGCCUUCCUUCAACACCAGAGAAUCCACGUGCAGCAGAGACCCUACAUAUGCCACGAAUGCGGGAAUACCUUCGCUCAGAGCUCAGCCCUGACUACGCAUCAGAGAAUCCACACAAGGGAAAGGCCCUACAAAUGCAAUGAGUGCGGGAAAACCUUCACUCACAGCUCAAACAUCAUUCAGCAUCAGAGAAUCCACACGGAGGAGAAACCUUACAAGUGCGGUGAGUGCGGGAGAGGCUUCACUCAGCGCUCAAGCCUCACUGCGCAUCAGAGAAUCCACACAAAGGAAAAGCCCUACUUAUGCUGUGAGUGCGGGAAAGACUUCACUAACAGAUCAGGCCUUGUUAACCAUCAGCGAAUCCACACAGGGGAGAAACCGUACGAAUGCCGCGAGUGCGGGAAAAGCUUCGCUCUGAGCUCAUCCCUCAUCAUACAUUGGAGAAUCCAUACAGGCGAGAGGCCUUAUGAAUGCUGUGAGUGUGGGAAAAGCUUCACUUACAGCUCAGCCCUUACUAAACAUCAGAAAACCCAUACAGGAGAGAGGCCCUAUGAAUGCCGUGAGUGUGGGAAACGCUUCACUAGCAGCUCAAACCUUUCUAAACAUCAGAUAAUCCACACAGGGGAGAGGCCCUAUGAAUGCCGUGAGUGUGGGAAAACCUUCACUUACAAAUCAACCCUUCUUAAACAUCAGAGAAUCCACACGGGUGAGAAACCUUAUGAGUGCAGCGAGUGCGGGAAAACCUUCACACAGAACUCAAACCUCAUCAGACAUCAGAGGAUCCACACCGGGGAGAAACCCUACGAAUGCGGCGAGUGCGGGAAAAGAUUCACUCACAACUCAAACCUUCUUGUACACCAGAGACUCCACACGGGGGAGAAACCCUACGAAUGCGGCGAGUGCGGGAAAAGAUUCACUCACAGCUCCGAACUUACAACGCAUCAGAGAAUCCACACUGGGGAGAAGCCCUAUCAGUGCUGCGAGUGCGGGAAAAGCUUCACGGCCAGCUCAGCGCUCAUUACACAUGAAAGAAUCCACACGGGAGAGAGACCCUAUGAAUGCUGCGAGUGCGGGAAAAGCUUUGCUGUCUGCUCAGCGCUCAUUACACAUCAUAGAGUCCACACAGGAGAGAGACCCUAUGAAUGCUGCGAGUGUGGGACAAACUUCAGUGACAGCUCAGCCUUCCUUCAACACCAGCGAAUCCACACGGGAGAGAGACCCUACGUAUGCUGCGAAUGUGGGAAAAGCUUCACUCGCAGCUCAGACCUGACUACGCAUCAGAGAAUCCACACGGGAGAGAGGCCCUAUGAGUGCGGCGAGUGCGGGAAAAGCUUUGCUCAGAACUCAAACCUCAUUGCACACCAGAGAAUCCAUGCAGACGAGAAACCCUACGAAUGCGGGGAGUGUGGGAAAAGCUUCACGCGGAGCUCAAACCUCAUUGCGCAUCGGAGAAUCCACACAAAGGAAAAGCCCUAUGAAUGCUGUGAGUGCGGGAAAAGCUUCACCGACAACUCAGCUCUUAUCACGCAUCAGAGGAUCCACACGGGGGAGAAACCCUACGGAUGCCGUGAGUGCGGGAAAACUUUCACUCAGAGCUCAAACCUCAUUGCACAUCAGAGGAUCCACACGGGGGAGAGGCCCUAUGAAUGCUGCGAGUGCGGGAAAAGAUUCACUCAGAGCUCACAACUUUCUACGCAUCAGAGAAUCCACACGGCAGAGACACCCUCCAAAUGCUAA